AUGGCGCAUCUGUCAUUCGAGCUGCCCGCGCGUUCCAACUCAUUGCUGCGUGACUGGGUCGUCAACGCGUAUGGCACACCCAACUUUGAAAACGGCCUCACCAUCAUCAAGUGGGCCGAGUCCAAGCGGGACAAGGUUACUGGCGUCUUUGUGCCGGAGCCACCUUUCGAGCACAACGGGCUCGAUCGGAUCUUUACGAAUCGUCCGCAGUUCAGGCACGCCAUUGCCGAGCUGCUUGGCAACCGCGACGUCCUCAACAUCUUUGGUGCGAACUUCCUCCUACGCGACCCCGAUAAAUCGCUGCUCGACUUUCUGGACGCAGCAUUCAAGCCUGCAGUGCGCGAAUACGACCGCACGCACGAGCCUCUGAUGGCCGUCGUGACAACACCCGGGGCAGUGGAUGGCGGUCUCAAGGACUGCCUACCGAAAGAGCCCAGCUUCAACAUGUUUCGUCGCAUCCGUUGCCUGUCGCCGCACGUGUCCUUUUCGACCGCAAGCGACGUGUUUGUCAACACGUCAGGCACGUUCUCGCCGAUGCACAUCGACAUUGGCAUGACCUCGGGCUUCUCGACCAUGAUCGAUGGCGCCAAGCUCUUUGUCCUCUACGGCUGCAACGAUCACAACAGGAGGAUCAUGCAGCGCUGCCAUUUGCAUCCGGUUGACUGGUCGGGGGCCCUCCGGCUGAUGCGCGAGCUCACAGAGCCUCGGCUGGUCUACCUCAAGCCGGGCGACACGAUCUACGUUGGUGCAGGGCAGCCGCACUUUGUGCUCAGUCCAAAGCCCGGUGCUCUUGUCACGCUCAACUGUGCCAACCCCUCCAUCAGCGAGUGGGACAACACGCUCAAGGGCUACGACUCGCUCAUCACGGGCAUUUGCAACUACCUUUCCGUCCAAGGGCUCUCCCAGUUGGAGGUGGGAGGUCGAUGCCUUCGUCAAGAAGCAGGAGGAAGGACGCACGAGGGUCCUCGAGACCUACAAGCGGCUUGGUGGCACAAAGUCUUUUGA
This is a messenger RNA of Moesziomyces aphidis, 1005 nucleotides long. The record is from the annotation of a GenBank genome assembly. Lineage: Eukaryota; Fungi; Basidiomycota; Ustilaginomycetes; Ustilaginales; Ustilaginaceae.